Messenger RNA from Diversispora eburnea, 624 nucleotides. NCBI's taxonomy places the organism in Eukaryota, Fungi, Glomeromycota, Glomeromycetes, Diversisporales, Diversisporaceae. The record is from the annotation of a GenBank genome assembly.
AUGCCAAAGAUGAAAAAGUGUUGUUGCUGUUUAAAUUUAAAACCUGGAGUACUAAUCAUUUCUGUAAUUGAGUUGUUAGUUAUUGCUUUAGCUAUAUUCGCAACAAUCGUAGCAUUAUGUAAUCAUCCUCAAAGAUCUGAUUCAGUUUAUACCUUUAAUAAGGAAUUCUCGAUAGUAUCAUUGAUUGUAUAUUUUCCGUUGUUUGUUGGUUUCUUCUUUGGACUUUUCGUAUCUAUACAAGAAAGACGAGUAGACCUAAUUAAACGUUACGCAUUAAUUAUAUACGCAUAUAUCUUUGUCUCUGUAGCAAUGUAUAUAGCGUCUAUUAUUAUUACAAUGAACCAAAGAAAAAAAUAUUGUAAAAAGCAUCCUGAAUAUGAUUGCACUGACUUAGUUCUGAUCGUAUAUUUUGCUCGAGUUGUAUCCGCUUAUGCAGAACAAACCGAAUUACUUCUCAAACAGAAUACUCCUCAAAAUACAACUGAUCAAGUACGUGUAACUUUCGCUCUUUUACCUAAUAAACGUGUUAGAGUAACUGGACAAUUUAAUACUGAUUUACCGAUUCCAAUCCUACAAAUUAUAAAAUUAGAAAUUUCUAUAGACCUUUAUGUCCUUACUAUGUAG